Messenger RNA from Caenorhabditis remanei, 708 nucleotides. RefSeq lists its product as uncharacterized. NCBI's taxonomy places the organism in Eukaryota, Metazoa, Nematoda, Chromadorea, Rhabditida, Rhabditidae. The record is from RefSeq and is a predicted model, not a curated record. The transcript is spliced from 2 exons. Bases 1 to 708 code for a protein of 235 amino acids.
AUGGUUCGAAACAAUGGAAGAGUCAAAACAAAACGGGCUCUCACAGAGAAUAAAAAUUCUCAAAAGGAAAAGACGACCUCUCAGCCAGUGCCAAAGAAAAGAAAAACGGAGCAACCUCAGGAACUCAACAAGCAGGACGAGAUCAGAAUUCUGAGGGAAGAGUUAGAAAAGGCAGAAAAAGAAUCCCGUGAAGCUGUACAGUUCAUCGCUGAAGAAACAAGAAGAUUGAAGCGAGAAAAUGUUCAACUUGAAGAUGAGAUAAGGGAUUAUGGCGUGGAACUCCGGUUCAUUAAAAUUAAAACUGACAGGGAGUUAGUUUGGAAAACCCAAGAAAAAGAGGUGCUUGUUAAGAGCUUGGAAAAAGGUGAUGAAGCAGAUAGAGCAGAUAACGAUGUAUUUGCCAGAGAAGAAAACAUUUCACAGACUUAUAUCGAGGCGAUCAAUAAUCUCAAGGAACAAAUCAAGAAUUCGAACAUGACAGCAGCCAGAGCAAUGGCUUCAAGGAAAGCUUGCGAGAUGUGUCAAAUAGAAUUCAAUGAGAACUUUAACGAGAGUGUUCCAAAAAUUUUGCCUUGCGGACAUACAUCAUGUUUGGGAUGUAUCAAGAAACUUCUCACCGACGGACACGUUCGAUGCCCUUCUGAUCGUUGGUUCACCAAACUCAACGGAUCUCCAGAAUCUCUUCCAACAAAUUUUGCUGCUCUCUGA